UUUCUGUCCUGCUCCGGGCGCCCGGCUCCUUCCCCCACAGUGCCUCUGAGCAGGCAGCAGAGCCGCCAUGGCCCUCCGCACAGCUGCCAUUCGCCAGACCUGCUGCUGCUUCAAUGUCCGCGUGGCCACCACCGCCUUGGCCAUCUACCACGUGAUCAUGAGCAUCUUGCUGUUCAUCGAGCACUCCAUGGAGGUGGCUCACGGCAAGGCUGCCUGCAAGUUCUCAAAGACAGGCUACCUCCGGAUCGCUGACCUGAUCUCCAGCUUCCUGCUCAUCACCAUGCUUUUUGCUAUCAGCCUGAGCCUGCUGAUUGGGGUGGUUAAGAACCGGGAGAAGUACCUGCUGCCCUUCCUGUCCCUGCAAGUCAUGGACUUUCUCCUGUGUCUGCUCACCCUGCUGGGUUCCUACAUUGAGCUGCCUGCCUACCUCAGGUUCUCCUCCAGGAGCCGGCCCGGCCCUUCCAAGGUCCCGCUGAUGACCCUGCAGCUGUUGGACUUCUGCCUGAGCAUCAUGACCCUCUGCAGCUCCUACAUGGAAGUGCCCACCUAUCUCAACUUCAAGUCCAUGAACCACAUGAAUUAUCUCCCCAGCCAGGAGGGAUUGACUCAUAGUCAGUUUGUCAAAAUGAUGAUCAUCUUCUCGAUCGCCUUCAUCACGGUCCUCGUCCUAAAGGUCUACAUGUUCAAGUGUGUGUGGAGGUGCUACAGGCUCUUGAAGCUCACGAACUUGGCCGAGGAGAGGAACAGCUCCAAGGUGCUUCCGAAGGUGGUCCUGCCAUCCUAUGAGGAAGCCGUGUCUCUGCCGUUCAAAGCUCCGGAGGGGGGUCCAGCACCGCCCCCCUACUCGGAGGUGUGAUCGACAGGCCCCAGCCCCGGUGCUGGGAGGGGUGGAGCCGCCUCGUAAUCUGCUUCUUUGCUUUGGUGGCCCCCGAGGCUGGGUGGACCACCCGGCCGACUUCAGGACAAUCUGCUUGUGUCCCCCUCGCCGGCCUGCUCCUCCUGGGGGGCUGUGAGCUGCUCACAAUUGGGUCGACCCUAUUGGCUGAAUGACUCUCUGGGGCGCCAAAAAUCUCAGUCCAACAGCACUGGCCUUGUUCCCACCAGCAGCCCUGAUGUGUGCUCCAUCAAUGGGGCAUUCUAAAUCCUGUAUGUAGAUCAGUCAAGCCAACACCCACCUGGACCGUUCAGGAACAGACUUUGGUCAAAGACCCAUUGCCCAGUUUUGCAAUUCGUUGUCAGUUCACACAGGAUGAUUUAGGUGCCUAAUUGUAACUCGUCCCUCUAGUCUGUAUAUUUUAUGUAUAGGACGUGUAUGUGUGUGUCGACACAUACAUGGAUACAGGUAUAGUAAUUUCUUCAAAUAGCUUGCUUCAACAGUGAUCAACUCACCCAACCAUCAGUCUGUUUAAAGCAGUCUAACAGAUAAAAUGCUGUUAAAAAAAAAUCGAAUGAACCUCCAAACCAUUCAUUCCAGUCCAACAACCUGCCCUAUUCUGCUUAAUUCAGUGCUUAGGAGUCACUGAAUAAUGGACAAUUUCAAAUGAUAAUUCAUCCCCACGGCUGUGGAUCCACCAUACAAUGGCUCUGUGCUAGGAACUGAGAGUUGUCUCCUCAUAAAACUGUCAUUUCAGACACCAACUGCUUGGCUAAGCGGUUGUCACCAGUAACAACCAAAUGGUGGCCUGUGGAGUCACUCGGUGGGCAGUGGGCUCAGGAAAGCAGGUCCAUUCCAUCAUGAACAACUCCACUGGCCAGGCCUCGGACUGCCACCCACCCAGGCCCAGGCAUGUCGGUUCUGACCAAUAGCACAGUGGUUCAACUGGAAAUUGAGCCCGGAAAUCAAUCAAAUCUGUUUGUUGGAUGAAACCCAUCGUUCAGCUCAGUCAAGAUUGGCCAACCUCUUGUGGCCUCAGACCCAGCCACAGGGGCUUGUACUUGGCAGUGGGAUUAAGAGGGGCUGAGCGCCUGUAUCCCUGCUUCUGCCUGCUUCCUGAUGGGCCUGACGGAGCUGACCCCGGGGACAGGACCAUGGAGUCAGGCUCUCUGGUCCUUGGAGGUGUGCAGAGGGGGAGGGUCAUGCAGUGGGAUUCCUGCCAACACGCCCUGGGUACUUGCUUUGUGUGGGACAGGGAUGACGUUUCAAUAAAGCAGCAACAAGCUUCUC
Messenger RNA from Echinops telfairi (small Madagascar hedgehog), 2164 nucleotides. RefSeq names its product lysosomal protein transmembrane 5 (gene LAPTM5). Gene Ontology annotation, cellular component: lysosomal membrane. The record is from RefSeq and is a predicted model, not a curated record. Bases 68 to 856 code for a protein of 262 amino acids. NCBI's taxonomy places the organism in Eukaryota, Metazoa, Chordata, Mammalia, Afrosoricida, Tenrecidae. The transcript is spliced from 8 exons.